This is a messenger RNA of Trypanosoma conorhini, 1647 nucleotides long. RefSeq lists its product as uncharacterized. Bases 1 to 1647 code for a protein of 548 amino acids. The transcript has a single exon. Lineage: Eukaryota; Euglenozoa; Kinetoplastea; Trypanosomatida; Trypanosomatidae. The record is from RefSeq and is a predicted model, not a curated record.
AUGGACGGGCGUAGUCGAUUUUGGCUUCGCGUCGAACACUCCGCUCAUUUCAGCUUCCGCGCCGAGCAACCCAUCACGGUUGGAUCCAUUCGCCUCGCACUCACCCCGAAGGCGGAGAAUGGAGCGGGGGGGAAUGUAGAGGGAGGAGCAGCAGCAGAGGCGUCAGACAGCAAAUAUCUUUUGUGGGCGAGAUGUGUGCCGGCGGUUACUCUUGGUGACAAAGUGUUUUGCGACCACCCACCGUACGUGGUGGCAUCCUUCACAGUGGGGCCUGACGGCGUCGCAACGGCGCCACCUCUCAGGUGGGAAAUCGGCGAGAAGGCCGUCGUUUCCAUGUGGCUUGCAAGACUCACUGAAACACCGGAUGCGUUUGCAGAGCUGAAUGCACACCCACCCUUACACACUGCGAAUGUUAACGGUGACGUCGUCCCUGAGGCCGAGACAAGGGCUGCACCGCAGCUUGCAUUGGACUCUAUCUACAAUGUCACCAUCACACUCGUCGGGGUAAAGCAGGAGCAUGAAUUUCAACAGUCGACAUGGCGGCCGUUGCUUUGCUUUCGUUGGUUUGAGCUGCAGGGGCACAUUCGCGAGGCCACUGUGCCCCCUAUAACCCUCGAAAGGCAAGCCAGGAAGCGGCAUCGUGCGGAGGUACAAAAGAGGCGGAUGAUCACUGGGGAUGUCCGGGAGGCUUCUGCCGUCUCCUCGUGUGGAAAUUAUGUCCUGUGGCAAGACGGGACCUUGGGGCUGCGGCGCGAAUUACUCACAUAUCAUAGGAUUUACACCCCAGCGAAUGAAAAUAAGCACGUUCGAGUUCGCAGGUUCCCGCAUCGUUUUGCAGACAUUGUGGGCGAGGUCCCAUUUGGGAGCCUUGUUGAAGCCAUUGGUCGUCAGCUGGAUGAAUACACGAAGGAGCAGUACGCCUUGUUGGUUCUUUCGGGAACACCUGAGGCGGCCACUACGGCAGAGACGUAUCAGUUACAGUGCAUCGAACCUCACAAGUGGAUAUGGGGUUGGUCAAAGAUUGCCUCCAGCACCGGUCUCGUUCUGCUGGCGGAUGUGAUGGACACAGCAAGGUCAUUGUUGCCAGAUCAGGGUUGUGUGGAGCGGCUGACGAACCCAACGUACUACACUUCCGUUCGCGAGGAGCGCAGUGUGCGCAUCCGCAGUGGUCCCUCACUGAGUGCUAACGUUGUGGGGCACCUUGAGCCAAACGAGGUGAAGGUUGCGGUCGCCAUACAUCAGUGUCCUCCUUCCCACGGUGGCAGCUCCGUGCCGUUGCGGCAACACUUCGUGGAGUGGGAGGAGGGCGGCUUCUCACUGCUCCGCAACGGCGAUCGGGUGUAUUUGGUACCCGUGCACCUUCAGGCACAACCACGCCGCUUCCCUCUUUGCCCCCGCCCGGCACCAAGUUCACCUGAGAUAAUUGCACUGCAGCGAAGGCGCCGCCGCACCAAGUCCGCCGGUAAUACGCCAACUACACCAGCUAAGGCGACCACACCGUCGCCGGAGCUCUUGAGUCCUGCGGAUAUUCCACAGGCGGUUGCUGCUGGCCUAAAGGCGGGCACCGUUCGCCUAGAGGAGUUGUCGAAAAUUAGCCUCAAUGGAACCCCCACACAUUCAUCUGCUUCCUCGGAGCUUAGCUGCUAG